Molecule: messenger RNA, 1417 nt
Organism: Heterocephalus glaber (naked mole-rat)
Lineage: Eukaryota; Metazoa; Chordata; Mammalia; Rodentia; Bathyergidae
Gene: Rcn3
Product: reticulocalbin 3
Cellular component (GO): endoplasmic reticulum
Molecular function (GO): calcium ion binding
Source: RefSeq, a predicted model, not a curated record
GUCUUGGCUCUGCCGGGGUGGGGCCUGGCUGGAAGGCGGCCAAAUUGGGCAUCUUUGAGAGAGCCUGGAGCAGAGCUUGGGGAGCAGAGAGAAGCUGGAUAACAGGGGACGGAGGAUGUGGCGCCCGUCACUCCUGCUGCUGCUGCUUCUGCUGCUGCGGCGCGGGGCGCAGGGAAAGCCAUCCCCGGACGCCGGUCCUCACGGCCAGGCCAGGGUACACCAGGCGGCCCCCCUGAGUGACGCCCCGCAUGACGACGCCCACGGAAACUUCCAGUACGACCACGAGGCCUUCCUAGGACGGGAAGUGGCCAAAGAAUUCGACCAGCUCACCCCAGAGGAAAGCCAGGCCCGCCUUGGGCGCAUCGUGGACCGCAUGGACCGUGCUGGCGACGGGGAUGGCUGGGUGUCGCUGGCCGAGCUUCGUGCGUGGAUCGCGCACACGCAGCAGCGGCACAUACGGGACUCGGUGAGCGCGGCCUGGGACACGUACGACACGGACCGCGACGGGCGCGUGGGUUGGGAGGAGCUCCGCAACGCCACCUAUGGUCACUACGCGCCCGGGGAAGAAUUCCACGAUGUGGAGGAUCCCGAGACCUAUAAGAAGAUGCUAGCCAGGGAUGAGCGCCGUUUCCGGGUAGCCGACCAGGAUGGGGACUCGAUGGCCACUCGGGAGGAACUGACAGCCUUCCUGCACCCUGAGGAGUUUCCGCACAUGCGUGACAUCGUGGUAGCCGAAACCCUGGAGGACCUGGACAAGGACAAGGAUGGCUAUGUGCAGGUGGAGGAGUACAUUGCGGACCUGUACUCUGCGGAGCCAGGGGCGGAGGAGCCGGCCUGGGUGCAGACAGAGCGGCAGCAGUUCCGGGACUUCCGCGACCUCAACAAGGAUGGGCGGCUGGACGGCAGCGAGGUCGGCUACUGGGUGCUGCCACCGUCACAGGACCAGCCGCUGCUGGAGGCGAACCACCUGCUGCAUGAGAGCGACCAGGACCAGGAUGGGCGCCUGAGCAAGGCUGAGAUCCUGGGGAACUGGAACAUGUUCGUGGGCAGCCAGGCCACCAACUACGGCGAGGACCUGACCCGACACCACGACGAGCUCUGAGCCCCGGGGUGAUGAGCGCGCAGCUCCCGGCCUGGCUCUCGGGGACCCUCAGGCUCAGCCUUCUCUGGACACCCAGCCCUGCCCUCCCUAGCCGGGCCCCUCAGAGUCCCCAGUGCGGGUGACACCAUUCCCACCAGCAGGGUCUCCCACCCAGACUGGGACUGUCACCCCAACUCAGCCCCCAGGAGCCCCACUGACCGCACCCCACGUCUGAGCCACUGCCCCACAGACCCAGAAACUCCCCCGCCCUGGUUCUCGCACCAUCCCCAGGAAGCCUCCUCUCUGCGGGGCAACAGUAAAAUCCAGUGAUGGGGC